Dentiscutata heterogama is the source of this 600-nucleotide messenger RNA. Lineage: Eukaryota; Fungi; Glomeromycota; Glomeromycetes; Diversisporales; Gigasporaceae. The record is from the annotation of a GenBank genome assembly.
AUGGCCCUUGAAUCCGAGAAUACAAAUUUAAAAGCAGAAAACGUGGAACUUAAAUCAAGAAACACAGCUCUCGAAGAAAACAAUGCGGAACUUAAAUCAAGGAACUUGGCCUUUGAACAAAGCAAUGUGGACCUUAAAUCAAGAAACUCAGCUCUCGAACAAGACAAUGCGGAACUCAAAUCAAGAAACAUAGUUCGAGGAAAAACCAAUUUGAACCUUACAACAAAACUUGCGGUUAGCGAAAAAGAACUUGAGACCGUCAAAGAAAGUAAUGUAAAUCUUAAAAUAAAACUUACUAAGACUGAAGACGAACAUGAGGCUUUCAAAACAAAGCUUGGGAUUAGUGAAAAAGAACGUCAAGCUUCCGGAAGAACCAUUGUAGAACUCAAAACAAGACUUACAGCCAUUGAAGAUGAAAAUACAUCUCUUAAAAAAAGCCUCAAAGACUUAAAUAUGCAAAAAGUGAAAGAUAAUAGAAUAAGCCAAAAAAGACUAGACACAAUAAUGAAACUGAAACAAAAUUAUCAGGAACAACAAGAACUACUCGAAAAAUUGAGGAAAGAAGAAAAUGCUAAAAAAUAUGAAUCAAUAAUGAGAGAC